AUGUUUCUCUUUCUUUUUUUUCUUUCUCCUUUUACUUUUCUCUUUCUUUUCUUCCUUUCUUUCUCCUGCAAUGAUUACUUGAUUUUCUUGUUUUUCUUCCUUUCUUUCUCCUGCAAUGAUUACUUGUAUGUUUCUCUUUCUUUUUUCUUCCUUUCUUUCUCCUGCAAUGAUUACUUGUAUGUUUCUCUUUCUUUUUUCUUCCUUUCUUUCUCCUGCAAUGAUUACUUGUAUGUUUCUCUUUCUUUUUUCUUCCUUUUUUCUCUCCUGCUGAUUACUUGUAUGUUUCUCUUUCUUUUUUUCUUCCUUUCUUUCUCCUGCAAUGAUUACUUGUAUUAUAUAAAUUAUAAUAUUCUACUUCGUUCGGAUCUAUCUAUCUAUCUAUCUAUCUAUCUAUCUAUCUAUCUAUCUAUCUAUCUAUCUAUUUCAGCUCAUGUCGCUAUCUAUCUAUCUAUCUAUCUAUCUAUCUAUUUCAGCUCAUGUCGCUAUCUAUCUAUCUAUCUAUCUAUCUAUUUCAGCUCAUGUCGCUAUCUAUCUAUCUAUCUAUCUAUCUAUCUAUUUCAGCUCAUGUCGCUAUCUAUCUAUCUAUCUAUCUAUCUAUUUCAGCUCAUGUCGCUAUCUAUCUAUCUAUCUAUCUAUUUCAGUUCAUGUCACUAUCUAUCUAUCUAUCUAUCUAUCUAUUUCAGCUCAUGUCGCUAUCUAUCUAUCUAUCUAUCUAUCUAUCUAUCUAUUUCAGCUCAUGUCGCUAUCUAUCUAUCUAUCUAUCUAUCUAUCUAUCUAUCUAUCUAUCUGUACAGUAUACAAUCACCUGCAGCAUUUAAUAUCAAUCAUAUUCUCUUGAAUAUGUUCGAAAAAACUGGUCUUCGUUAA
Messenger RNA from Acanthosepion pharaonis, 867 nucleotides. NCBI's taxonomy places the organism in Eukaryota, Metazoa, Mollusca, Cephalopoda, Sepiida, Sepiidae. The record is from the annotation of a GenBank genome assembly.